Molecule: messenger RNA, 960 nt
Organism: Drosophila kikkawai
Lineage: Eukaryota; Metazoa; Arthropoda; Insecta; Diptera; Drosophilidae
Gene: Spf30
Product: Splicing factor 30
Biological process (GO): regulation of alternative mRNA splicing, via spliceosome; mRNA processing
Cellular component (GO): precatalytic spliceosome; nucleus; cytoplasm
Molecular function (GO): RNA binding
Source: RefSeq, a predicted model, not a curated record
GUUUUAGAUGUGGAUGUCGGAUAUCGGAUGGAGAUGCAAGCUCGGUGGGAACACGAGUUUCACAUCUGCGAAAAACUACCUACUGAUUCACACACAUGCAUUGAGUGGAAAGACUGUAUUACUCAGAGAGUUACGAACAGCUGUCAAUUUGUAUUGGUCGAGUAUUUACCGUUUUAAAAUGGCAGAAGAUUUGCAGAACUACAAGUUGCAAUUACAACAGGUGGAAGCAGCACUGCAAACAGAUCCAGAAAAUGAAGAGCUUUUAAAACUUAAAAGUGAUUUGGGAGAAGUCAUUACACUAACUCGUGAUUUGAUACACACGCAACUAGAAGAGCAGCAUAAAUCUUCAUAUGUUGAGCCUUCUUCAACUAAAACUGCUUCGGCAAAUUACUUUGACGAAAUUGAAGCUGCUCUUUUAGAAGCAGAAAAAUUAGUUUCAGCUGCAAAAAUUUGGAAAGUUGGCGACAAAUGUCAAGCUAAAUGGAAAGAGGAUCGACAGUAUUACGAUGCAACUAUAGAGGGAAUAUCAAGCGAAGGAGAAGUAAAUGUAAUAUUUGAUGCAUAUCAAAAUCGUUCGACAACAAAUGUCAACGAACUCCGAGAAUGCAGUACCCGCAACGAAGUUUUCCCUUCAAAUAAACGUCACAGGCCAAACCAAAAAGAGUAUUUAAAAAAAAGAAAACAAAAGAAACAACAGCGCUUCAAAGACUUGGAGGAGGAACGUGAAUCAGACAAAAAUAAAUGGCUGAGUUUUACAAAUAAAAAUCAAAAGAAAACUGGAAUAAAGGUGAAAAGUAUAUUUGCAUCUCCGGAUAAUGUAAGUGGCCGAGUUGGAGUCGGCACAUGUGGAACAGCCGGAAAAGGCAUGACUGAUUUUACUAUAGGCGAAAAAUAUAGAAAAGGUCUUUAAAUGUAUAAAUGCUCUAUUGUUUCCAAGUAAAUAAAAACAAAAAACUGUGA